GGUCCUCGUCGGUCGUAGCCGCGAUCCUCCGUUCCGCCGGUGUCGCCCACCUCGGGCUCAGUGAGCCGGUGUGUGAGCGCCGCGACGCCUAGAACAGCACUGUCGUCGUCGAACGUCGUCGUCGUCAUCGUCAUCGUCGUCCUCAUCGGCGUGGAUUUAGCGACGAUCCCACGUUUCCCUCGUCCUCAGCCUCUUCGUCGUCGUUGUGGUCGUUCUCGAUUGAGCGCAGUCUAUCUUCGUCGUCGUCGUGGUCGUCAUCAUUGUUGUCGUCGUCGUCGUCGUCAUCGUUGUCGUCGUCGUCGUCGUCGUCAUCUCGUUGCUCUCGAUCGUAUACCACGGUGGUGCUGGCACAUACACGGAGGCACGCGACUUCCUCGAGCAGUUCCGUGCGCGAGUCGCAGUUGGCGCGGGAAGAGAGAGACAGACGAGUGCAGUACUACCUUUUCCCCCUCCCCUUACUUCGUCUAUCUGUCUCUCCUGCUUCUUCCCUCUUCCUCCUCCCACUCUUCCGCUCUCUCACUCACUCUCUCUGUCUCUCUGUCUUUCACUGUGCGUAUGCACGCUCUCGUUCUCUGCACCCCUUUUGCCGCCAUCGUCGUCCUCUCUCAUUCUCACGAUCGCGCUCGCUCUUCGCACCCUGCACCAAGGCUCAGCCUCCGUCACUAUCUUCUCCUAGCUGGUUCACGUGCUGCGCUCCGCGAACAUACGCUGUUUUCGAUCUUUACGACCUGCGAGUUCUCCUGUCCGUUCCGACCUCUGGACGACGAACGCGCAGCAGCAAGGGCGAGUGGAGAGUGAGAGGUAGAGAGAGAAAAAGAGAGAGAGAGAAAGAGAGAGUGUAUGUUGUGUGUGCGAGAGAGAGAAAUACAGGCCCGGGAACGUGGCGCGCGGAAGAGGACGAAGGAUGUGUAGACACCGUGGCGUCGUGCCUGUCGUGUCCACAGGACCUCCGAGGUGGAUGUUCGUGGCUCGCCUCGUAUCCCGCAGGCUGUCGACUGCCGCGUAAUCGCACCACGACGAGCUCGUCGUCCCGACAACAACACCGCCGUCGUCGGUGGUAGCUGCUGCAUCAUUGCCGCACGUAAAAUGAACGAACGAUCCACGGGGGUGAGAGCGUAUAGUGCGUAGGGCGCGCCGCGACGUGAUGAAAUGAGAAGAGAACGUGCGGAUUGUCAUUCCGGAAGAAGAGAAUCGACUCGAACCUAGGACCGAUGGUGAUGACCAUAGCCUGUCGAGACACGUGUGUGACUUCUCUUCCAUCAUCGACAACGUAACAGCUGACGACGUCUGAUCAUCGUGCACCACUGUGAGACCUGACCGCAUCCCCGACAUAACACGGACCCGAGCGUGCGCGAGCGAACGCAUCCUUCGAGGAGAUCGUACUCCGCUGACCGUUUCAGAAUGAAUGGGACGACGAUCUAUAACGCUGCGAGCACCGUGGCUAGUGUCAUCAGUCUCGAGUCUACGAAUCUCAGUCUGACCAAGACAAUCGACGCCAUCAUUGACGGCGACCUUGAUGUUUCGCCGGUGACCUUGUCGUCAGCCUGGUCCAGAGUGGCGCGACUAUUGCUGCUGGUCUCCCUCGCUGUCUGCGGGAGCGUGGGUAAUGUCUUCAUGAUAUCUGCCGUGGUGGUGGAGGAUCAGCUCAACAAACGAGGAAACGCCUUCCUGGUGAACGUGGCGCUGGCGGACCUGCUGGUGACCGGCCUGAUAAUACCGGUCUCGGUGAUUGUAAUCCUGGCGGGCCACACGGAGUCCCUGAGUACCUGCCGAUUCGAGUGGACCCUCGAGGCCCUCUGCUUCCUAGUGACCGUACUGACGCUGGCCACAAUCGCCGCCGAAAAUUACGCACGUCUGUGUCUGCCUGAGAGGUACGCCAGCCUGACGGCAUGUCACGUAACGUCCACAAUCAUCGCCGUGUGGAUGAUUGCCGUGAUCGCAGUGGUCCUGCAAUCGUUCCUGAAUGUGGGCCCCGAUUUUUGUCGCCGCAGGCUCAGCGGCAUCACGAUGGAGCAGGUGAUAGGCGCGAGUGUGCUGGUCGGACUGCCCGCUCUGGUGACGAUUUUCCUGUUCGUCAAGCUGGUGAUAUGUAUACGACGCGCCACACGGGGCUCGUACAAACUGCCGGCCGCCACCUCGGCGGACUACGAGCUCACCAAGACGAACAUGUGCAGCUACUUGAUGUUCGUGGUGUUCUGGCUACCGUUCGGCUUGGCAGUCUGCAUCAACUCUUUCAUGCCGAUUAGCUCCCGCGUGCUCUACAACCUGGCCUGGUUCGCCCUGACCAAAUCUUGCUUCAACUACAUCCUCUACGGCGUGGCGGACCGCCACUUUCGCAGCGCUUACGUCAAGCUCUUUCAUUACUGCUGCUGCAAGACGGUGAGCUUCUCGAGGAGGCCGCGCGGCGAUGUGCGCCUCAGGGUGCACAUCAUUCACUCGUACGCGAGCCCGGCGUCCUGCCGUCAGGCCGGCGAUAGGCCCAAUGGUCGUGAGAUCCACGAGCUCUAGAGUAUGGUCGAUACGACGAGACGGGCGCGCAGGAUCGCGGCAUCGAGCGCGAAAGGGAACGCUCCCGAUGAAGAUGUUUUAGCCGUACCGCACGACGCGAGCUUUCGCGACCAAACAACGCUUCGUUUUUGCGAGGCCGGCCGGCCGUCGUCGCGUCGACGCGCAAACGACGCCGUCGCUCACCGGGAGGCUACCUAUCCGGUAUGGCCUUACAGGGAGUAUUAAUUGGUUUGUCUCCCUCGAUCCUCACGGCUCGUCCAACUAUACCGACGGAAUUAUUCUUACGUUGGCUCUUUUCGUUUUUACGGGGAUGCCAGAAGCGAGUCCUUUCAGGCGAAAACCACCGGUCUCAGCAUGGUCGGAGAGACGUUGACAUCGUCGCAUAAAUCUGCCGCGCUGACGGAUAUAUAUCGCCCGUUUUCUUCUAGUCAGUCUAAUCUAUCCGCGGGCUGGGGUUAUUCUUCAACGGGAUCGUUAACAAUGGCUUCCGCGCGCGCGAUAUUAUCUUCCGCAAAUUAAUAAACCCGAGGGAAAACAUCGGCUCUAAGGAUGUCUCGCGUGACGUAGCGAACGUCGUCUCUAAUAGAAAGUUGUCCGUUUGAUGAUGAAUUCGAGGAUCACCGAGUUCGGGAGAGGGACGUACAGAGUCCGAAAGCGUGCAUCCAGCACUUCCGACGCCAAUACGAAUGGUUGCCGUCCAGAGAAAAUGUUUGCCAAACGGUAUCUACGGAUUUUUGUGCAUCACGAUCCUGUCGGAGCUCUCGGUAUCACGCGUAUCAAGCGAGUCAGCGAAAUGUCUCGAAAUUACCGCUUGGAUCGCAGUCCUGAUCACGAGAGAGUCGAAAAUGUCCGCUGAUCAGUUUUUUUUGUAGCCCGACAACGGCAGGCUACUUCUGUUCCGCGAGCGAGACUGCGUCGUGGAAUUCACCAGCUAUUCCCAGUCAGAGUUGCAAUUAAUUAAAUUUUUCUCAAUUUAAUGAUUAAUUUCAACGAUUAUAUUUCAAUUCGACUUCAAUUGACAAUUGAUUCGAACAAAAUCGAUCAAAGAAUGUUUCAUUGGCGAUUAAUUUCCACGAAUUCAAUCAAAGACUGUUCAAUUGACAAUUGAUAUGAUCAAAGGGAACAAAAAAUCGUUCAAUUAAAAAUUAAAUUUAGCAUAUUUCAACUAAAAGCCGUUUAAUUGACGAUUGAAUUUAGAGAAUUUAAUUGAAGGCCGUUUAAUUGAAUUACGUGAAGGCUGUAAUUGACAAUCGAUAUGAGCAAGUUCGAUCGAUUUUCAAUUUAAUCGAAAUUCAAUCAAUUUCAUCGAAGAAUCAAUACUCAACGUUAUAAUUUGUUACAGUUUUGUGCAUAAUAUUCAUACCUGAAGGGAUUAUCGUGGGAAAAGGGGGAGAUGUCAUGGAAGAUGCUAAUGAUCGAAAAGCGCUAAGUAGAACCCACGUUGAGGGAGGGAGGGAGGGAGGGGGCACAUAUCAAUCGUUACUAAGCAAUGUUUGAUCGAUUGAAUUUGCUCAUAUUAAUCGUCAAUUGAGCGACCUUCAAUUAAAUCUGCUAUAAAUUCAAUUAAACGGCUUUUAAUUAAAUUUAUUUAAUUAUUAAUUGAGCAAUCUUUAAUACCUCUCGCGCUCAUAUCAAUCGUCAAUUGAACAGUCUUUAAUUGAAUUCGUUGAAAUCAAUCGUCAGUCUGCGAUUGCGAAAUUGUUGAAAUCAAUUGUCAAUUAAACGGCUCCCAAUCGAAUUAGGUCAUAUCGAUCGCCAAUUAUGCACGAUGAUAAAUUGAGAAAGUAAUUGAUUACUCGUGACCCUAUUUCCCCCAGUAUUGUCGGACUUGACGUUUUAUUUUCAGAUGUUGUGCAUUUUCUCAUUUAUCGCGAAGCGUCCUUUUUCGGCGGAGAAGCGGGAAUCCCCUCUGGUUUCCGCGAGAUACCAUCUUGUAGCAAGGGGAGACGAGUGUCUCACUCGCGACAGCAUUUUAUCCGGCUGCGAGACAAGACGCGAGACGCGGGCCAGAGGGAAAAUAAGGUUUUCCCAAUCUCGAUUAAAUUUCUCGACGGAGCUUACUGGCAUUCCGCGAUGGAAGGGGAGGCCGCCGGCCGAAGUUAUAUGCGCCCGCGCCGCCGGGAAGUAAUUUACGCCGGUGCACUAUAAGUUCGCUAUGUGUGUGAGAUUUAAGCUUAACGAAGACGCCAGCAGCGUCGCGCGCGCGCGCGCGCGAACACCACAUCCCGAAUUAUGGCGGCUGUGCUGCAGCAGCAAGUCGGCCGGUAGAUGAAAAUGCCGUAACGUUUAAAGAGGUACUUGGCGGCGCUCAUCAUCCUCCAAAGUUAAUAACAUCUCGGUAACGAGGUGGAAGUCGCGUGGAUCGGCUAAGAAGGGGCGAUUCGAUGAUAAAGAUGGCAAUAAAAUUGGUUAAAACUUUCAGUACUUGGCUCGCGUGUCGAUCUCGACGUUCGGCAAUUUAGCGAGAUCCUGUCAAAAAAGGCAGGGAAAAGCAGUUUCCAGUCAUUUAUUAUGUAAAUCGAGCACGGUCGCUUGCAGGAAAGGUACUUUCGAUCAAGGGAGGAUCAAGGCGUGAGCCAAGUACUGUAAUGGCUGACUUUAUUAGCAAAAAUACGUAAAUUUUAAGGAUCGCCUUGUACAGGCCGUUCCAUUUUAAUUGAACACCUCGAGCAUCUCAAAAACAAGACAAUACAGUAAACGUGUGUCAAGCAAAAAUUGUAUAAAAAGGGACAAAAGAUAGUGAUAUUCACUUGAUCUCAGAAUGAACUUGAGCUGUCGACAUCAAUUUCAAUUUUUUAAGUGAAAUCUCAUGUGGCUUUCUUAGCGAAACAAUUCUUCCUUAACGAAACAAUUCUUCUGAUCAUUCUGUGUAUAAAGGAACUGGAAUAAAAUCAUCAAAAAGUGAAUAUUUUCCGAGAUACUUUUCAUUUUAUUUUGAUAUUUUUUAGUACAAGAUACAAAAUAUUUCGCGGAAUAUUUGUUUUUUCAUGACGUCACUUUAACGCUUUUGUGUACAAAAUGACUAGAGGAAUUGAUGUGUGUAUGUAUUAUAAAAACCAUAUGAUUCCGUUCAAAAAAUUAAAAUUGAUCUUGGCAGGUCUUUCCAAGGUCAUUUCGUGGUCAAGUGCAUAUUGUCAUCUUCUUUCUCCCUUGGAACCAGAUCUUUGUUUGGCACACUUUUUUCCAUAAUAUCUCGUUUCUGAGAUAUAAGAGGUGUGCAAUCAAUAUGAGAUAAAUCGACCGUAAGAUUUCUUUCGCUAAGGAACGCGACGGAUCGACAAAUAAUGAAUCCAACACCAUAACGCUUACGUAAGCGCGUAAGCACAUUCGCUCCUUCAAAAUUGCAUCGUCUUGACGGGCACGUUCUCACGCGUCUUCCAGCAAACGGAUUAUAUCGCCGUUCGCGCCGAAAGUGAAGGUCCGUGUGACACGUUGCCUCCCCUCGCUACUUCAUUUUAUAAAUUUACAUAUCGCACGAAGCGUGAUUCUCGAUUGAAGUAACCAAUUGCGUAUUUUGGGUCUAGACAUAUCUGGCUGCGACUAAUCGUCCUCAGUCAUCAAAGUAUCGAGGAAUACCCAAGUCGAAAUUCUAAUCCAACUUUGAGUCUGAAUUUCUAACGUCUGUGUCCCUGUGUAUAUAUAAUACACAUGGGAACUGAAAUCCUAUUUAGCGCCUCUAAAAUGGUAGGAAACGCACAAAGUGCUACUUGUAAGUUCAGAAGAGGAUCUCCCGGCAAGGUUAGCAGAUCAAAUAGAAUUAACAGAGGUUAAUACAAGUUUCAAUGUACCAGCUAAGGUAGGCGUUAAACGGAAUACUGAGGUCGAAAGUAGGAUCAAAAUUUCGACUCAGGUACGCCGCGGUGCUCAUUACUGCCCUCGUGACCUUGAGAUACAACCGAGAGGCGUCCACGUGUAACCUGGAUUUAACGAAAAGCGUGAGAACUCACGUCCGAUAAUACCAUAUCGACGCGAAAAACGCGAACGAGAUACGACGAGCGGGAAGAGAGAGAGAGGGGGAGGGAAAGCGAGGGGGAUACGCGGGAGAUUAACGCGAGGACACUCGUGUCUUGGUGCGAUUCGAUCGUCCCGAAGCUCCUCGCGUAUUUCGUGUAAUCGGUCGGUGAAUAUUGUCGUGCCAAUUAUUCUGGAAAACGACGCCAUUCUUCAGCCCGGCUGGGUAAUUUGUUACGUAGCGUUCGCUUCGCCGUGUCGCGCUCCUCGGGACGGUGCGCUGUUUCAGGGAUCGCGAUUUAUUUAGUGGCGUCUCACUGAAGGACACUCGCUCGAGUGACACCGGUAUUCGUUCUACGCGAAAAUGCGCUCGCUCCGUCCACACACGCCAAGCGCAGCUGCGAUCGCGAGUAUCGGAUUUGCGCCCGAUACUCCCCGGACUUGUUUCGGCAAUCCAUUCCGGCGUUUUUCGCCGACGGCCCUGAGCGGUCGUCGAUUUGUACUUUGCAUUUUUUACUCUCGUCCGCGAAUAAUUUCGCGUCUCGGAGCGAAGUCGAGUCUGGAUGAUGUACCGAGUAGCUGAGUUAACGCGAUCUAUCUGAGUUAACGCGGAUUUCAUUUGAUUGGUGGAUUCUCGAAACAAGAGAGGUGUCUCUGUAACGCGUGACGGGAUUUCAGGCAACACACGUCGCGCGCGCUAAUAUUGCACAAGGAACGGCCAAUAAUUUUUUAUCGGGCACACAUCGAACGGAGCAAGUUCAUCUUUGUGUCUUGGUACAACGCACUUCACACGAUCGCGGCUUCGAUUAUCGCUAAUCGUGUACUCGAGCACAUAUCUCUGUCAUGCUUUACACUUCGAGACUUACUCUAUUGUAUAUACGUAUCUUUACCGAUUAACAGUAAGAAGCGCGUGGCAUUAUCGCGCGUAUCUGUGUGAAAUGCAAAGUGGUCGGCUAACAUCGCCUCUCACUUGCAUUUCCGUAUCGUCGUUUAGUUGAUAACUCUAUUUACGGAAGUCGAAGUAAGCGUAUGUAAAAGAUAUGUAUGUACCCUUCUUAACCGUAUGACCGUAUAUCCAAAUGCAGUUCAGUCUAAUUCGUAAUUGUGCUGAAAAACAUCAUAAUCAAAAUGUAAUGUCGACGGUGUCGUAUGUCGUGUGUCUGUUAGAAAAAUAAGAAAAAAAAAACAAGAUAAUAUAGAAAGUAGUCACGUGAUACACGCUCAUAUGUGUGUGUGUGUGUGUGUGUGUGUGUGUGUGUCUGAAAAUUUCCACGCGAAUCUCUGUGGAGCAUCUAAUUGAUAAUGCGCUAUUACACGCUCGACAUCUCGAACGAGACGUGUAAUGGAGCCGUGUAUCCGUUGAUCGACAAACAAUAAUGAUGAUCGCGUUACGACGAUAAGCGUCGGGUCUUUUUAUUCGCAUAUCGGGGGGCAGAGGAUAUAAAAGUGGUGGAAGGUGCCUCGCGUGACACGGAGCAAUGUUAUCUAAAAAUUUAUGAUCCUCGCGUGGACUUUAGGUUCAACAAUAUUUCUCCGGCAAAGAGAAUCUCUCCACUGCGACUAGUAGUCCUGCCCGGUGAGCUACUCCUCCCGUACUAAUCAAACUUUUUAUCACGAUCAUGAUUUUUAUCGAACACUUUGGGACCGGAUUUUUAUCGCAAACGUGUUCUCGAGAGGACGAAUAAAACAUUAAUUAGCGACGUUCGUUAACUCGAUCGAGAGAGAGUGUGUGAGAGAGAGAGAGAGAGAGAGAGAGAGAGAGAGAGAGAAAGAGCGAUUGAAGGAAAAGUAAGCUUUAAUACGCGAUGUGUGAUAUCAAUUUCGGAAUUUACGAUACCAAUUACAAUAACUAGAGACUUGAGGGUGUCGCAAUUCGGCCGCGAAAUUUGCAUGAGAUCCACAAGGGAUUCUGGUUACUCCCAACCAACGAGGUGGCAUCUUCGUGCAGCUCUACUGCGGUUAUUUUGCGAGAAACGAGGCGAAAGAGAAAAUUAAAGGAGAGAAUUUCUAAAUGAGAACUCGAAACUCUCUCUAGAGAGAGAGUCUGUUAGUGUGUAACCGUGUAUAUGUGUGUGCAUACGUGUACGCGCGUGUAUGUGUAUAUAUGUCUAGUACGAGACGUUCAUUUGUUCUUCUCUACGUGGGCAGUGUAUGAUGCAUUUUAACAAAUUACGAUGGAUAUAUGAAAUUACACGACUGCAUUCCUCUUUAGAUUUUAGACUCGAUUUUAGAUUCCAUUCCGUUUGAUUUUUGCGUAUUCGAUGAUAAUGAACUGAAGAUUUAUACUUGAAUAUACGAGUGAUAAUUUGAUUUGAAGAAUUUCACUGUCUGAUGAAAGUCUGUCUGUUUGAGUAUUCUAUUAUUACUUAAUAAUCUGACGUAUAACAACGGUAGAAAACAAUAUCAGCUGUAUCGAUACACCGAGUUCCCGAAGCAACAAUGUAACUCACGCGUUACUCUUAGUUCGACAAACUGGAUAGACACUUUGUAGUGGCGGAACUAGAUGCGGUUUCUAGGAGAAGCGAAACUAUAUCGCGAAACAAAAUUCCACGAGGUGUGAAAACGAUGAAGACUCGCGAUUAAUUUAAGUAAGUCAGGAGAGAUUAAAACACGGAGAGAAUUUUAUGGCAAUACCUACGAGAAUUUUUAAGAAUUUUAAAAAUUUUGAGAAACUUUAAAAAUUUUAACAAUUUUAUAGUAAAAAUUAUAAUUAGAACUUUUUAACCGAGGAAUAGAUCGACAUUCUGCAGUAAUUAUAUUACUAUCCUUUUCAUACGUAUCAUUUAUAUUUUAGAAACUAAAAUGUGUUACUAAAAAAGUUUGCUAUGUUUCUAGCGAAAUUUACUGAGUUUCCUAGCAAGACAGACCUCGCUAGUAGUCUAUUCCUGCACUACCAGAAAUAUGUAGUAAAAUUGAAAAGAAUUUAUGCAAGGGAAAAAGUUGUAAAAAUAAUAAUUGAGGUGUUUUAACCGAGAAAUACAUUGACAUUUUGAAGGAAUUGAUUAUCCUUUCAUUUUUCGCACGUGCCAUUUAUAUUUCAGAAAGUUAAAUAUGUUGCUAAAAAAUUUGUUAUGAUUCUAGUGGCAAAUUUACUGAGUGGCAAAAUAAGUCUCAUUGACUCAAGUCUAUUCCUGCACUACUAGAAACAUAGUAAAAUUGAAAAGAAUUGAAAAGAAUUUUUAUAUGAAAAAAUUAUAAAAAUUAUAAUUUUUUAACCAAGGGAAAUAUAUAAAUCGACAUUCAAUAAUAAUUAAUUAUUUUUUCAUUUUUCACACGUACUAUUUUUAUUUUAGAAAAUAUGUUGCUAAAAAAUUUGCUAUGUUCCUAGCGAAAUUUAUUUUUAGCAGUAGCAAAAUAGACCUUACUGACAGUUUUUAUUCCUGCCACACUCGAAACAUAGUUAGGUUAAAAAGAGUUUACAUGGAAAACGAAAAAAAAAACUAUAAUAUUCUCUCCGUGCACACGAACAAAAUCAAAUAUCUCGUUCUUCCUCGCAGAAAAUUCUCUAGUUUCGCCAUCUGCGUUUCGAGAUUUAUACAAAUAUAAUUGCGCACACGUGUUAUUCAUUGUACAUAAACUCGCGCGCGUCUUACGACUGUAUUUAUUAAUUGAUAAUUACCGCAACACAGCGUGUCUCGUGACUGUGUGUAUCUAUAAUGUCGUAUUUUACACGCCUUCUGUCAAUCUGUGAUCACACUUUUAGGUAUGAUUGUUCGGCCGGAAUUACGGUACGGUAUGCGAGUAUGCGCGUGAAGUAUCGUAAAAUUUUGCACACAUCACCCGAAAUUUAGCUCAGCCAAUUCGAUUAUGCGAGAUAAUGCUCCCGCGGCGCGUGUCCCCGUAAACGAAAUUAAACGUAGAAAGCGACGUCUUGUCGGAUCUGAUGGAAACGGUUUUGAUAUUCUAAGAUAAUCGUCUUACAAAGUGCUAAGUUCGGCUACCAGCGAUUCGCGGACGUUGUGUGCAAAAUUUGAAAUUGAAAUUUAAGCGUCUUUCGCGACGGGAACUUUGAUAAAACAAUCCGGCGAGUGGUCGCGCGUUGAUCAAAUAUGCGAAGUGGAGGGGGAGAGGAGGGAAGGGAGAAACAUUCGGCACGGCGGGAGAAUUUGUCAAAAGUUCCUUGCCGUCAAAAUCGGGUUUUCGAGAAACGCCGAAAGAGAGAGAGAAAGAGAGGGGGGAUGGCGAAUGCCGCUGGCGAUAGUGUUUGAGAAAUGGGACCAGGAACUAGCUUCUCGUGACUACUUUUCCCGACUGUACUCGUUUUUUAUUGUCCACUUCGUUCAUAUCCGGGACAGCCCGCAACGGGAACGUGUAUCCGAAGAUCGCGUGUACACCGUCUCGCGCGUCCUCGUCGUUUCACGAUCUCGGGGUGCGCGCGUGCGCGCGCGAGACUCGCGCGUUCGAUCGAGCAUUUCUCCAUCGGUGUACAAUGCCGUAACAAAUUUGCAAGUUCGAGAUAGGGGAAAUUCGUAGUUAAAUGGCUUUGCUUGAACGUCUGCUUCGCGUACUUGCCUUAGCGCUAACUCGCGAGUAAGCACCUAAGUUAAGUAAAUAUCCUGUCUAUAUACACGUACGCUGUAUCCCUGAAUUGUGCGUAUAUGUGUCUAUUCGCCGCUGUGUGUGUGUGUGUAUGUAUGUGAAUGUGUGUGCGCGCGCGCGCGUGUGUGUGUAUGUACAUGUGUGGUGCGUGCAUGUGUGUAGGCGAAAACGCGCGCGCGAUACGUAGCUAUGCGUUUCUGAAUGUAUUUAUUGAUAUGCGUAGGAGAAUAUUGACGAGAUAUGAAUGUCGGGUAUGCGGGCGAAUAGGAAGAUCGACACAGGCACUACAUGCUCCUCCAUAUACAAUCCGCCCCGCGAUGCCGUGAGCAUUGCAUACGAUCGCGUCUUGUAAAAUUUCCCCUAAUCAAGACCUGCUUCGUUAUCUAUCAUCUUGUACGAUUCACCGCGAGCGAGAUGCGUAAAUUCCCUCGCUUUCUUCGAAUGCUCGCACGCCACGUCGAAAUAAGCGCUAACUAUUCUAGCUUUUAUGCGGUGUCCGUCCACGGAAUAGCUUUUUCUACCAGAAAUGUAUAGCGUGUAUUUUUGUUUGCUAUUGUAUACUUGAUAUUGUUACAUACGUGUAUAUAUAUAUAUAUAUAUAUAUAUACAUAUAUAUAUAUAUAUGUAUACGAUAUAUUAAUUAUGUAAUGAUAUAAUUGCUACAAAAGUGUGACGACUAUGAUUUGAUAAAACGUCAAUCACGCACGGAGAGAAUUUUACCAAGAUUACUGUACUAUUUUUUAAUCAAGGAACAGAAAUUUUGCAAUAAUUAGCUAUAUUUUCACUUGAUAUAUACUAAUGAUAUUUUACGAACUGAAAUGUGCUAUCAAGGAUUGUAUUAAUAGUCGUUACUUGAAAUUCCUCUCUGGAAACUUGAGAUAUUUAGAUGUGAGCCCAGAGUCAGAUGAAGGUUUCCUCAGCUGAAUCGUGGUUGCAGAUACAACGCAUAUAUCAUAUGAUUCGACU
Molecule: messenger RNA, 11964 nt
Organism: Odontomachus brunneus
Lineage: Eukaryota; Metazoa; Arthropoda; Insecta; Hymenoptera; Formicidae
Product: melatonin receptor type 1A-A-like
Exons: 5
Coding region: 1402-2508 (368 amino acids)
Biological process (GO): G protein-coupled receptor signaling pathway
Cellular component (GO): membrane
Molecular function (GO): G protein-coupled receptor activity
Source: RefSeq, a predicted model, not a curated record